This is a messenger RNA of Phytophthora sojae, 555 nucleotides long. RefSeq lists its product as hypothetical. NCBI's taxonomy places the organism in Eukaryota, Oomycota, Peronosporomycetes, Peronosporales, Peronosporaceae. Bases 1 to 555 code for a protein of 184 amino acids. The record is from RefSeq and is a predicted model, not a curated record. The transcript has a single exon. Gene Ontology annotation, molecular function: nucleic acid binding.
AUGGCGCUUACCGUUUCGGCAGACGGAAGAAUUUUUCCGCCACACUUUGUUUACAAUGGUGCCCCCGGUGGAGACGUCGAGAAGGAGCUGAAUAAGUUUUGCUUAGAAGACGUGGCUGCAUUUUCGGUGCAAGAGAGCGCCUGGUUUGAUGAGAGAGUGAUGUUGGAGUGGAUUGAACAGUGCUGGAAGUAUAUCGUUGUAGAGCCAUCAGUCCUCAUACUCGAUAGCUUAUCGGUACACAAGAAAGCGGAAAUUGCCGACGCGUUGGCGUGUACGGGCACUUCGGUGCUAUACGUACCUGGCGGCUGCACCGGUGUUGCGCAGCCUUUCGACGUAGGCGUUAUGGGCCCUGUCAAGCAGCACAUUCGUCGACACAAUAGCUCGCGUUCCGUCGGACGACCGAAGACUGUAACGCCUGCGUUUCGUCGGCAUCAGAUAUUCGAGCGUGCAAUGGAGGGGUUUCGUUGUGUUUCCGCCACGACAGUUCAAAACUCUUUUCUAAAGGCAGGCCCUUUCCUGCCGUAUGGGCCUCCAAAUAAUGCUGGCUGCGUGUAG